CAAUCCAGAUUUUUGACAUUUUUAAAAAACGGAGUCAUCUAUAACUUGAGAUAAACUGUAGAUCUGCACGAGAGAGGACUUGCGCUCGUGCCUUAAGUGUUUGUGACGUCAGUGAGUGUGUGUAUAAAAGUGUGUGCGAACUGAUGGGCUCUCAUCAUCUUCAGCAGCUGCUCGCGGAUCUUCACACUCUUCUGACUUCUUAUUCUUCUUCAUGUUCUCUGUGAAAAUGUCUCGUGUGUUUUCGGCGCUUCUGCUGGUGUGUGUGUGCGCGUGCAGUGUGUGUGUGAGCGCGAGCCGGGCAGAUUUACCGAGAGAAUUCGGAGUGAAACUUUGCGGUCGCGAGUUCAUCCGAGCGGUUAUCUUCACGUGCGGAGGGUCCCGGUGGAGAAGAGCAACAACACACAGCGGCGAGAUGUCACUGGAGAGACGCGAUGAGUUCAGCGUGAGUGAAGACGCGCCGCUUCUCUCAGACCUGCUGCGGCUACAGACUGACGCGCGCGUCGCGACGCUCUUCUCCUCGCGCCCGGAGCGUCGAAAGCGGAAUUUCUCGCUCGGACUGGCGGGAUUGUGCUGCAACCAGGGCUGUACGAAACACGACAUCGGGCGCCUGUGCUGAGUCCGCUCACACAUCAACUCUCUUCAACUGUCUCUCUAUUUAUUUCAGCUCUUCCACGUGAAUAAAUGUGAAUGUAUUAAAACACACGAACAAGCGUCCAGGUGUCUUAGUGCCGCUUUCAUGUGUGACUGAUUGUUUCUUCAC
Triplophysa dalaica is the source of this 760-nucleotide messenger RNA. RefSeq names its product relaxin 1 (gene rln1). Gene Ontology annotation, molecular function: hormone activity. The transcript has 2 exons. Bases 212 to 616 code for a protein of 134 amino acids. The record is from RefSeq and is a predicted model, not a curated record. NCBI's taxonomy places the organism in Eukaryota, Metazoa, Chordata, Actinopteri, Cypriniformes, Nemacheilidae. Gene Ontology annotation, cellular component: extracellular region.